Messenger RNA from Anguilla anguilla (European eel), 3568 nucleotides. RefSeq names its product upstream stimulatory factor 2. Lineage: Eukaryota; Metazoa; Chordata; Actinopteri; Anguilliformes; Anguillidae. Gene Ontology annotation, molecular function: RNA polymerase II cis-regulatory region sequence-specific DNA binding; DNA-binding transcription factor activity, RNA polymerase II-specific; protein dimerization activity. The transcript has 11 exons. The coding region runs from base 1206 to 2183 and encodes 325 amino acids. The record is from RefSeq and is a predicted model, not a curated record. Gene Ontology annotation, biological process: regulation of transcription by RNA polymerase II.
CAUCACAGUAUUGUAUUUGUCGUUUCAAAAAGAUUUAUGGUACGAAACCAUGUCGACCGAACAGAGGUACGCGUGCAGGCAGGACUCGUUCCUUUAUGUGCUAUCAUGUCCGCGUCAUGUGGUUUUCCCGAAAACCCGGAUUGGAUCUUAACUGUCAGCUGAGAACACCAGCGUGAUCAUCGCAAAUGCAUAGCCUCUUUGUUAGCAAUAGAUUAAGGUUUGUAUUGAUUAAGAAUUAAAAUGGGUCGAACUCAUGCAGUCGUAGAAUCAUAUGGGAUAGCAAAUUAUCAACGUUAUAAACAUUAACUUUCGAGCCAUGCACUCAUAUUGUAGAUGAGAGGAAGCGAUGAAAUCUGAGUUCCGAUCUUGAAUUUCCUGCAGUGCAACACACGACAAACAUCAGCAAUUCCACAACAAAUUAGACGGAAAAAAUGCCGAACAAUUUAUCUUUACACGUUUCUUAAUAGUAAAAAAAAUGAAUACUCUUGUUUGGCAACUGCUUAACGCACAUAGUCGCCUACUCAGCAAACUGACAGCUAGCCAGCUAGCUAGCUUGAAAGGCAAAUGAAACCCGUCAACCUUUUGUAAAACUUUUGAACGUUCACAAGGGUGGAUACAAUCACUAGAUGCGCUGUGUAAUACAGUUUAUCAACUGAGCACUAUACAUCCUAAACAAAACCGCGAAAGACAGCAGUAAUGAAAUUUUUAUUCCACUCCAUAUUUUGUUAUGCGCAACCCUCUGACGGCUGCAACGGCAAGCUUGCGGAUGGAUAUCUGAAAUACACCGCUAUACUACGGCACGGACGAGGGCGAACAGAAAGGGCGACUGCGAGAAGAAAACGAAAGGGAGAAAGGAGAAAUCUACCAUUACGAACCGAAGUCAUUCUUAUAGAUUUAACAAAUACAGAACAGUACCCGCGUUGCAGACACCACAUAAAUUAUCAGACAAACGCAGGACGCCCACCAAGACAGUGACAGAAACAGUGCGGAGAGGGAUGACAAAAUAAGAAGAAAAAAGGGAAACAGACACGGACUGCCAGACAUCCACCCUCCCAGCAGCGGUCUCCAUUUUAACUCCUCGCCCGGUCUACACCUCACGUGUCCUGGACUGUCUCUCUCACAUGACCCGAGUGUUUGUCCCCGUGAUCAGCACUUCCAUCUCCGUCUCCGUGUCACUGAAUAUCACAUUUUAAACCCGAAGCCCCAUGGAUAUGCUCGAACAGAGUCUGGACACCACCACAAGUCACGAGAAACAAGAGGAGGAGGUUGUGCAGAUAUCCGAAGGCGAUAACGGCGGUGGAACCGAGCAGACUGCGGUUACCAUAGCGGGCGUUCCACAGGCUGCAGCGUUCGCCGAUCACAACAUCCAGUACCAGUUCCGCACCGAGAACAGUGGUGGGCAGGUGACCUACCGUGUCGUCCAGGUAACGGACCAGCAGUUAGAAGGGGGAGACGACGGGGGAGGGGCAGUCAGCGUCGUUUCAACGGCUGCCUUCGCAGGAGCACAGCAGGCCGUGGCACAGGCGGUGAUCCAGAACCCCUUCAGUAAUGGGGGCAGCCCGGCGGGGGAGCCCGUGGGGGGGGAGACGCGCUUCGCCUACUUCCCAGCAGCCACAGUGAGCGACGGCACGGCGACUGCAGUGUCUGUGCAGGCUACUGCUGACCCCGCCCUCACACAGGCAGGGGGUCAGUUUUACGUGAUGAUGACCCCCCCUGACGUCCUGCAGUCAGGCACGCCCCGAACCAUAGCCCCCCGCACGCACCCCUACUCCACAGAUGAAAACGAGAUGCUGCAACAUGACGGUCUAAACUGGAAAAUGGACGGGCCACGGACGCCGAGGGACGAGCGGAGGAGGGCGCAGCACAACGAAGUGGAGCGGCGAAGGAGAGACAAGAUCAACAACUGGAUCGUUACCCUCUCCAAAAUCAUCCCCGACUGCAACAUGGACAGCAGCAAGACAGGAGCGAGCAAAGGCGGGAUCCUGUCCAAAGCGUGCGACUACAUCCGCGAACUCCGGCAGAACAACCAGAGGCUGCAGGAGAGCUUCAAGGAGGUGGAGAGAGUGCAGGUGGACAACGAGUUGCUACGACAGCAGAUCGAGGAGCUGAAGAACGAGAACGCGCUCCUCCGAGCGCAGCUGCAGCAGCACGGCAUCGAGAGCGUGGGAGAGACAGCGCAGUGAAGGAGGGAGAGAGGAAGAGGAGGAGGAGCAGGAGGAGCAUGAGGAGGAAGAAGAGGAGUGGCUUUUGAGGCGGGGAAUUCAGUGCAGACACAGACUGAACGGGCACGACUGGGAGGGGAGACUGAGGGACAUCGAGAACGACGACUGCUGAUGAAGAAGCACAUCUCGUAUCCUCCUCUUCCUCUCUGUUUCUCAAGAUUUUCCCUUCAUCCUGCGGACAGUGUAGCCGCCUGCAGGGGGGGGGGGGGGGGGGGGCUGCCAUCCACUGGCUUACGCUUCAGGGACAGGAGUUAAAAAAAAAAAAGAAUAAAUAAAAUAACACACAUUUUUGCCAAGAGCCUGUCACAGCCCAACCCAGGAUCCUUCCUCUUUGAUGGGGGGGGGGGGGGGGAAUUCUCCCAUUCCCCCUCUAUUUAUAAAGCUUCUCUUACGGACAGAGGUGAUUCCUUUCCUUUUACCGUCAUUUGAGGGUAUUUUUAAAUUAUUUUUUUCUUUCAUUUUUGCUUUUGUACUUCGGCUUUGUGUUCCUGUUUUCCUUCCCUUCUUUGUGUUCAGCGUCAUUGUGGACGUCGUUAUUGGGUGGUGUUAGUUCGUUUGGUUUAAUUUAUUAGAUUGUGAGGGUUAAGUAAUUGGUCACACAGGAGGAACGUUGGCCUCUGGAUACACAGAGACACAGAACUGCAGCAAAAGCCAUCGCGGCGAGGACAGAACUCAUGAUUAUCGGCUAAUAAAAGAACAAAGCAUGGAAAAUCAUGAGUUAACAUGCUCGACACAGCCCAGCCUGUAUAGCUCAGCUCGGCUUAACGUCUUGUUCAAAACGCUCGUCUGGAACGCACGCCGGCAGUGUUUGGUCAUCGCGCUGAGAUCCUGAACGCGUGGCGUUGAGUGUGACUGAGCAAAUCGCGGGUGCGGUUUAUCGAGUUCAGUCAUGCCACAUCGCACUUCCGAAACGUCUCGUCGCCAAGCAACACUGGCUGAGUGACAGGUCUGCGUUCAGCUGCCCGAGCGGGGCAUGCCUCCUUUGGUUUCAGCACGACUUUAAAGUGAAAAGGAGGAAGUGAAUAAAUACAGGUGAAAGUGCACUGCAUACACGAGGGGCCCCGGUAGGAACCAGUGGGAAGUGUCCUGGUUACUACCCAGUAAACUGGUAGAGGGUCCUCCUCUUCUUCACUGACUAGCAGUAAUCGAUAACGCUCUUCCGUGCUGUUACCGAUUACUGGCCGACACGUUUACAAUAACUCAUUAAACGUGUGUAAUCGUGUAAACGGAGGAGGCUUUUGCUGCAGGUGUUUUUAGGCUGUGUGCUUCUCCCGCUGAAACUGAUUCGUGAGAAGGACGAUGGCGUUUAGCCAAAACUGUAAAAAAAAAAAAAAAAAGAAAAAAAA